AUGAUACUCGAACAUGUACUUGUUUUGAGUUCUUUUUUAUUUUCGAUCGGCAUUUAUGGAUUAGUCACGAGUCGAAAUUUGGUUCGGGCUCUGAUGUGUCUUGAACUUAUAUUGAAUGCAGUUAAUCUAAAUUUUGUAACAUUUUCUGAUUUUUUUGAUAGUCGCCAAUUAAAAGGAAAUAUUUUCUCAAUUUUUGUUAUAGCUAUUGCAGCCGCUGAAGCAGCUAUUGGCCCGGCUAUUGUUUCUUCAAUUUAUCGUAACAGAAAAUCAAUUCGUAUCAAUCAAUCGAAUUUAUUGAAUAAAUAG
This is a messenger RNA of Amaranthus tricolor (Joseph's coat), 306 nucleotides long. The record is from the annotation of a RefSeq genome assembly. NCBI's taxonomy places the organism in Eukaryota, Viridiplantae, Streptophyta, Magnoliopsida, Caryophyllales, Amaranthaceae.